Messenger RNA from Rhodotorula graminis WP1, 795 nucleotides. RefSeq lists its product as uncharacterized. The record is from RefSeq and is a predicted model, not a curated record. The transcript has 4 exons. Gene Ontology annotation, molecular function: FMN binding. The coding region runs from base 1 to 795 and encodes 264 amino acids. NCBI's taxonomy places the organism in Eukaryota, Fungi, Basidiomycota, Microbotryomycetes, Sporidiobolales, Sporidiobolaceae.
AUGUCGCUCGUCGCGCCCUCGCUCCCCUCGUGGGUCGACAACCUCCGCUCAAAGGUGACCGACAACCUCAAGCAGAACAAGGACCUCAUCUCGUACGCCCUCGCGACCCACGACACGGCCACACCGCACUCGGACGCUCCCGUGCCCCGGGUGCGCUACGUCGUCCACCGCGGGUUCGUCAACGAGCGCCGCAAGGACGGCGACGGCUCGAACAACGCCGUCAAGGACCACAGCGACAAGGACCUGAUCAGCGACAAGCUCGUCAUCACGACCGACGCGAGGUCCCCCAAGGCCCGCCAGCUCGCGUCGACCCCGACAGUCGAGAUCGCGUGGUGGCUCGCAGCGACGCAGCACCAGUUCCGCUUCCUCGGCCGCGCCUACGUCCUCGCCUCGCCCUCCUUCUCCUCCGCUACCAACACCAAGCCCUUCCCUUUCCCGUCCGAGCACCUCGCGCCGUACGGCGACUUUUCGUGGGAGGACGAGCGCAUUCGCCAGUUUCGCAAGAUGUCGCCCGAGCUGCGCGCGAGCUUCUGCCGCCCUGUGCCGGGCACGACCGUCGCCGCGUGGGGCGGCAAGCUCGAGGACCUGCCCGUGACGCUCCCCGAGGGCGUCGACAAGGCCGAGAACGACGAGCAGAAGAAGCAGCUCGAGCAGGCUCUAGAGAACUUUGCCCUCGUCGUCAUCGACUGUACCGAGGUGGACCUCGUCGACCUCGGCUCGCAGCCCAACACUCGCACGCGGUGGACGUUCGACACGGCCUCGAACGAGUGGAAGGAGGAGGAGCUCGUCCCCUAG